AUGGCUACUCAUGCUCUCGUCUCCCAGUACAUCCAGGAUGUCAAGGAGCUUGACUCUUACCUUACAGGAUCUCCAAUCACCCUCACAGGGUCUACCCUGUCUCUUUCUCAGAUUGCUGCUAUCGCCCUCUACCCGCCUUCUUCUCGCAGUAAUCCCGUUAAACUCCAACUUACUGAUGACCAGAAUGUCAAAGCAAAAGCAUCUGCUUCCCGUGCUGUCAUCGAGAGCAAGGUCGCAGCAGGCAUUAGUGUCUAUGGUGUCAGCACUGGUUUUGGUGGUAGCGCAGAUACAAGGACGGAUGACCCUAUUGCACUCGGCGCCGCCCUCCUGCAGCACCAGCAUGCCGGCGUUAUUCUCCCUACUUACGCACCCACUGCUAUCCCGACCCUCUCUUCUUUUAGCAACUCUCAUCUCAACGUUUUCCCUUCCCCCGCCCCGCUCUCUGACCCAUUCACCAGUACUACUAUGCCACCCCCUUGGACACGCGCCGCUCUCCUUGUCCGCGCUAACAGUAUCAUGCGCGGACACAGUGGUGUCCGCUGGGAACUUGUCCAGAAAAUGACAGAGCUUAUAAACAAAGGCGUUACCCCUGUUGUUCCUAUCAGGGGCAGCGUCAGUUCUAACCUAUCUUCCCUCUCUUACAUUGCCGCAACACUCAUCGGAAACCCUGCUAUCAGGGCUUGGGUUCCUUUGCCCCGCCCCUCUUCAGCGGUACCCAGUACAUCCUCAACCCCCUUUUCAACUGUAACAUCUUCGCCACACUCCUCACCCCAAUUGUCACCCUUCUCUGUGUCUACCCCACUUCCUCCCUCAGCCGAUGCCCUUCCCCUACCAAUAGAAACUCCCAAAUUGGACAACUACGAACCUUACGCCCUCCUUCCUGCCCCGCAGGCCUUGCAGGUUGCCGGCAUCACUCCCCUCCCGCUCUCGAGUAAGGAGCAUCUAGGGAUCCUGAAUGGCACGGCAUUUAGUGCAGCCGUAAGUGCGUUAGUUGUGAGAGGUGCGCGGGGGAUGGGUGUGCUAGGUCUAACAGCCAUGUCUGUUGAAGCGAUGCUCGGUGCGAGGGGCAGCUUCGAUCCAUUCGUCGGCGAGGCAAGGCCACACAUUGGACAAAUCCACUCCGCACAUCUUAUGUACACUCUGCUCGACGGGUCUUCCUUUGCAAGUGCACAUGAGGUAGAAGUCAAGAUUGAGGACGAUGCCGGCGUGUUGAGGCAGGAUCGUUACUCUCUCCGCACAGCCCCCCAAUGGCUCGGUCCCCAAUUCGAGGACCUCGCAAAUGCAGCACAAGUAAUCACAACCGAGGUUAACUCCAGCAACUUCCAAGCGCUCGCCAUUACGAACGCGAUGGACCACGUCCGUCUCAGCCUCGCUCACAUCGGCAAGCUGAUGUUCGUGCAGCUCACGGAAAUUGUGAACCCAGCCAUGAACAGGGGCUUGUUCCCCAAUUUGGCUGGUGGAGAGGUCGGAUUGGAUUUCGGGUUCAAGGGUGUUGACAUCGCUGCUGCGUCAUAUACGGGCGAGUUGAAUGCACUGGGUGGCAUGAACGUCGGCGUCGGCAACGUGAGCGCUGAGAUGCACAACCAGAGCGUCAAUUCCCUCGCGCUCAUCUCAGCAAGGUACACCCUGACCGCACUCGAAGUGUCCACUCUACUCGCCGCCUCACACCUCAUCGUGAUCUGCCAGGCGCUCGAUCUCCGCGCACUCGGCGAGGAGCUGCGGGAGGCGCUCCCAGGACUCGUCCGCUCAUCCCUCCUCAACGCCUUCCCUUCGCUCACUGACGACACCACAGCUACCUCGCUCGUGGCCGCUUGCCUCCCAGCGCUCACAGAGACGCUCGACCACACAACGACGCUCGAGACAAGCGCGCGGAUGCACAAAGUUGCAGGCGCAUGUGUGGUAUCGCUCAUCACGGCGCUGUCAACCUCUCCAGUGCAGGGCGCAGAUCUGGGCGAGCUCCCGGUGUUCAUUGCAUCGUUUGCCACGCGGUUGGUGAAGAAGUUGACGGAACUGCGGUGCGCGUAUCUGGGCGUACAGCCGAAUGCGGUGCGCGGUGCAAGCCCGAGUGCUGAGGAGACAGAGGUGGCGUGGCGCGGGCCUGCCCCGGCAAGCAAGUACCUCGCGCCGCGGACGCGUGCGCUGUACAUGUUUGUGAGGGUGACACUGGGCGUGCGAAUGCACGGGGCUAGGAAUCUCAAGGGGGAUGUGUUUGGGACGCGGGAUGGCCUAGAUGGGGGAGACGGGACGAUCGGGAACGGGGUUUCAGUUAUCUGUGAGGCGAUCAGGGAUGGGAGAGUCGGGCGUGUUGUGGUGGAGAUGCUGGAGGGGAUAGAGGGCCUGUGA
Molecule: messenger RNA, 2343 nt
Organism: Suillus paluster
Lineage: Eukaryota; Fungi; Basidiomycota; Agaricomycetes; Boletales; Suillaceae
Product: phenylalanine ammonia-lyase
Exons: 9
Coding region: 1-2343 (780 amino acids)
Molecular function (GO): ammonia-lyase activity
Source: RefSeq, a predicted model, not a curated record